Messenger RNA from Drosophila eugracilis, 2577 nucleotides. RefSeq names its product serine/arginine repetitive matrix protein 1 (gene Srrm1). The record is from RefSeq and is a predicted model, not a curated record. NCBI's taxonomy places the organism in Eukaryota, Metazoa, Arthropoda, Insecta, Diptera, Drosophilidae. The transcript has 3 exons. The coding region runs from base 180 to 2018 and encodes 612 amino acids.
CCUAGCCCCAAAGGUCACGAUCGCGCAGCUCGUCGCGACGCAGUCGCCGACGUGGUCGGUCCAGCAGCAUUUCCCUAUCUCCGGAGCGUAACCAGGAUCAUUUCGAGCAUCGGCGGAACAAAAAUAGUGUGCAGAACAAGCGGCAGUACCGCAAUAAUCGAGGUGAUUCAGCUAGUUCCAUGGAGCGCGGGAAUGAUCGCGGCCGGCAAUUUGGCGGGGGAGGCGGUGGUCGUCGAGGGGGUAGACGUUUCUCACCACGAGGACGCAGUCCCAUGCGACAGGACAAUGGUGGAGGUGGUGGUAACCGCUUUCAACGAUCAAAUUCUCGUCGUAGAUCAAGAUCCCGUCGUCUGUCCCGCUCGCCCAUGCGGUACUCUAGAUCACCAAGACGCUUCAACAAUCGUCGCCGGUCGCCCAUGAUGAACUUCAGAGGCGGCGGACGUGGUGGUGGCCGAGGCGGUGGGCAUCGGCAGAUGUGGCAGCAUCGCGGUGGGUCACCCAACUUCAGAGGUGGCGGACGCAUCCAUUGGCAGGCCAGGCAUAGUCCUGGCGGUGGAGGGCGUGGUGGUGGCGGUGGGAUGGGUCGUUUCGACAGACGCCAAUCGCCGCAGCAGAAUCGCUAUAAUCGCGAUCACCGUCAGUCGCCGAUGCAGCAAAACCAACAGUUCCGCAAGCAAUUCUCUCCGCAUCCGGGUCCUGGACGUCGCUUCUCCUCACCACAGCAGCGUCGAAAUUCGCGAGAUCGUCGCCCCAACUCCAGAGAAAGGCGAAGCUCACCAGGCGGUGGUCACAUGAAUAGGUGGGACAACCCGCCACCUGUUAGAAAUCGACGUUCGUCAUCGGGAAGCUCAGGGGGUGGACGCCAGCAACGACAGCGCAGCCUGAGUCCGCCCGAAAAUCGCGGACGUAGCCGCAGUCGCAGCCACAGUCGACAAAGUCGUCAGAGAAGUCGUAGUCGGUCUAGUUCGCGGCGCAGUCUCAAACGAGAUAGUCCAAUUGGACGCUCCUCAGUUGAGUUCACUGGACCGUCAGUAAACACCAUCGAUCUCUGUCGUGAAGAACUGCAACGAAAAGCCAAGCCAGCAGAAACCAUCAUUGUGUUAGACGAGGCUCCGGCUGUACAGCGCAGCAGCUACGCCAGCCUGUCCCGCACGCCAUCUCCGUUCCUUAAGCCUCACGAACGGCUCGCUGCAGCCAAGGCAGCGGCGGCGGUGCCACCAAAGAAAUCCCGCGACCAGAGCCAGAGUAGCAGCUCAGACAGUAGCGCAGACAGCGAUGAUAGCGAGGAAAAGCCGCGACGUAAGAAGCAGCCAUCUAAUGUGGAUGCGUCUAAGGGUAAAACAAAAGAAAAAUCACGACACAGCUCGGAGAGCUCUUCCAGCAGUGAGCAGAGUGACGAUGAGGACAAUUCAAGCGGAGAUGAGAGGCUUAAGAGAAAGCUACAGAAACAAAAAGAAAAAGUAAAAGAGGUGACAGCUUUGAAAGGAAAGGAGAAAGAUCGGGAAAAGGACAAGCGACGUUCAGAUAAGAAGCCUAAGCGGGCUGCAACAUCUAGUGGUGAUGAAGAGUCGACGAGCAGCCGGAAGCGCAGUCAUAAGAAGACGCGUCGGGAAGAGACAGUUGGAGAGGCAGGCAACGGUAACAGUGACUCCGAAGACGAUCAUGUGCCCAAAAAGAAGCGAAAGAAGUCCAAGAAGGUGGUGGACUCAAGCGAAAGCGACUCUGAGUCCUCAUCAAAACGGAAGAAGCAUAAGAAACACAAGAAGCACAGCAAGAAAAGCAAGAAGCAUAAGAAGCACAAGCGAAAGAUCAGUGCCGGCAAAUCGCGUGCGGAUAGCAGUUCCCAGGGCAGCAGCGAUGAAGAGGAGGAGCCCUCGUCGGUAGCGGCCAAGCGAAAUGGUAACGCGGGUAAGCUGCCGCUAUUGCUGCCGGGCGGCUCUGGACCUGGGGUUAUUAACGAGGACCUAGAGAAGCAGCUGCGAGAACGUGCCCUCAAAUCCAUGAAGAAGCUGGACUGAACGACAGACUAUGUGCGAGUAUGAUUGCCCACUUUACCCCAACAUAUUGAUCCACCACUCAUCCCCCCAUUGAGAAUCACUCGCCCUCACAGACAGACGUAUGUAGCCAUUAAAAUAGAAAUAUACAUUUAAACCAACUAUACAUUUCAUUAACUGCAUGCAUUGUAUUUCUUAAAAUGUAUGUAUUUCACAUACCGUUAAGUUCUUUCGCCUAAACAAAACAGUAGCGAUUAAAUUAGCGAGCCAACAUUAAGCGAUUGAAUACAGUUUGUAUUAUGUACAAAAAAAAUUGAGAAACUGAAUUAACCAUAAAAACUAUUUAGCCCCCAGUGGUUUUAAAUACAUAAAUUCCCGUAUAAAAUCGUAAAAAAAAAACAACAAAAAAAGCAAGGAUACACAAAAACAAGCGUAAACCCGUUUGGCAAAUUGUAUUGUUGCCGCAGUUUAAUUUAUAAGUAGGUUUUACAGAAUGUAAUUAAUAAUACCUAAAGCACGAAUUGUGUGUUUGCAAGGCAUUAACUAAAAGAGGAAAUAAACACAAUUGUAAAAUUACCGAAAA